AUGGCAGGUAAUAUCACCGUUGUCGUCAAGCGACGAAUCCCCGUCGGCGAUACCGACUACCGCGGUGGAUCUGCCUCGAACACAACCCAGCUGAAAGACGCUCCCACGGAUGCAUGGCAGUUGAACCUGAAACUUGGACUCCUCCGGGGCGUUUUCCCUUACCUCCGUACUCGCCAGUGA
Molecule: messenger RNA, 180 nt
Organism: Aspergillus melleus
Lineage: Eukaryota; Fungi; Ascomycota; Eurotiomycetes; Eurotiales; Aspergillaceae
Exons: 1
Coding region: 1-180 (59 amino acids)
Source: RefSeq, a predicted model, not a curated record